AUGUCUGAUGAAGAAAUUAAUCGAAGAUUUAAAUUAUUUGACUUUGGCAGCAAAGGCUAUCUAUCGCCCGAGGAGUACAAGGCCUUCUGUUAUUCGAUGCUGAGACGGCCAAAAGAUAUAAAAGGCAACAAAGUACACAGGGAUGAUAUAACUGACACUAUAAACGAACCUAAAGACUACACGGGAUACUUUGAAUUCCUGGCGUGUGGCGGUAAAUACAUCACGUACGAUACAAUGAAACAAGCCUUAGCCAAGCUAAAUCUGGCAGAUGAUGACAUCAAAGAGAUGAUAACGUAUUUUAACGAACAAGGAAUACUGAGCUACAACGAAUUUGCGAAGAUAUUUGAUUAGCAAGUACAUGAAGGCAAUUUGGUUAUCUUGUCACCAAUAAGAAUUGAGUACCGUACUUAGAGGCUUACGUUUGGCUUAUGAUAUGUUCGUUAUAACGUUACAAUAGGGCAAAGAAACCACUGAAAUUAUACCACUAAGAUAUUUUAUGAUGUGAUAGAUAGCAUGGUAAUUGAUAACUAAACACAAAUAUUGCACUAAGAUAUUUUAUGAUGUGAUAGAUGGCAUGGUAAUUGAUAACUAAACAC
This is a messenger RNA of Vavraia culicis subsp. floridensis, 596 nucleotides long. RefSeq lists its product as uncharacterized. The transcript has a single exon. NCBI's taxonomy places the organism in Eukaryota, Fungi, Microsporidia, Pleistophoridae. Bases 1 to 351 code for a protein of 116 amino acids. The record is from RefSeq and is a predicted model, not a curated record. Gene Ontology annotation, molecular function: calcium ion binding.